Messenger RNA from Gallus gallus (chicken), 2497 nucleotides. RefSeq names its product transmembrane protein 52B (gene TMEM52B). The coding region runs from base 420 to 995 and encodes 191 amino acids. The record is from RefSeq and is a predicted model, not a curated record. The transcript has 5 exons. Lineage: Eukaryota; Metazoa; Chordata; Aves; Galliformes; Phasianidae.
AUAGAAGGGCAGGGUCAGGUCUGCAGAGAUCUCUUGAUGCCCUUUACUGAGCUAGUUCAACAUCUAAAGAACAAACUCGUAGCCACCACUUUUCUCCUGAUCUGACUGGAAGGUUUUAGAGAUCCCUUCAAAAGAGGGAACGAAACAUACCAAGAAAAUAAGCAAAGGAGACAGGCAGAAACAAACAGGAGCUGUCAGUGACAAAGAGCAAAAAGAGGGAAGCUAAAACUUCAAGGGCAGAGACCAGGGACAGAUCCAGAGACAGACUGAAAGAACUAGAGUGGGAAGAAGAGAUGGGAUUCAACACACAAGAAGGAAUCUGCUCCUUCUAAUCAGUGGACUGGAGAGGAUGAACAGAAGCUAGGAAGGAGAAAAGAUACCGAGUAGCUUGAGACAGCAAAAGGCCACAGAUCCACCCCAUGGGGAUGCAUAACUCAGUCAUUAUCUGCUUUGUUUUAGGAUGUUUCUUAUGGUUCCCCAAAGUAAGAAGUGAGGAAGGGUGUCUCAAUGCUGAAUUCUGUUCAGGUACAGAGUGGAUCCGUCUGUGGUAUAUUUGUUUUCUCUCUUCUUCCAGGCUGGUGGUUGUGAUUGGUGGACUGCUGCUGCUGUGCGGCUUGGUUUCUGUCUGCGUGAGAUGUUGUCUCACUCACUGCCGUCAGGCUGGGGAGGAAUCAGGUCUUCAACCCUAUGAGGUCACUGUCAUUGCUUUUGAUCAUGACAACACCCUCCAGAGCACCAUUACCUCUCUUCAUUCGGUGUUUGGGCCAGCUGCCAGGAGGAUCCUAGCGGUGUCACACUCCCACAACACUGCGCAGGGCACGCCACCCCUCGCAGCAUCAGACACCCCUCCAGUCUACGAGGAAGCUCUACACACAAGCAGAUUCACAGUUGCCAGGGCAGGGCAGAAAGUGCUAGACCUGGAUCCAGUGACAAAAGAAAAACUGCAGACAUCUGCCGAGGAUAAGGAUGCCCAGCCAGUCUUUGCAGAACACUAGUGCAGAACAUUAGGAAUAUCAGAUUAACCUCCUUAGUCUAAUGAAAAAGGGGGAAAAAAUGAGACUAAAAUUCCAGAUAGUUCUAGAUCCAGCGUGUUUGGAUAGCUCCUUUUUACUCCUUGAGAUAACUGACCAUUGGCAAUCCCUGGAUGCAUUUGUUAUACACACACAUCACUAGAUUCACAGAUUGCAUAUACAAGCAGGCAGCAGGAUCAAAGCACUGAGCCUUAUAGGCUGGUGCUGGAUACCUACAGGGAGAUGCUACCUCAUUCUGAUUGCCUACAGCCUGCAUUUCCUGGGGAUGGCAGAGGUUUUCAGAGAAGGAAAUGAUAAGAAAGGGUCUUGCAACCAAUAUUAAAACCAAACUCCAGGAAAGCACCAACCAUUCACAGUAAUUAAAAAAAAAAAAAAAAAAAAAGAAAAAGAGGCUACAUGUACACAAUCUGCAUGUAAGCAAAAGAUAGCAUAGUAGUAUUUACAGUUCCCUAAAUGCUCUACAGGAUAUAUAGAGGGAGUACACUCUUGUCUUGAAUAUGAUAUAUAGCAAUUCUGAAAUAGCAGUUAUAAACUCUAGUAUUUGAAUUGAAACUAUGAUGUGUGCAAUAACAAAUCAAACAAUAGAAGAAAGAACUCUAUUGUUAAAAUUUAAUUAUGUUUUAGUUGCCUUCAUAUUGUAUCACUUAUUAAUUAUUCCUACCACUGCUGUCAAAAUCAGAUCAGACUAAAGAAGAUGAUUUAAAACACUUCAGCCAUUUCUCAGAUACAAAUAAUUUGUGAGUCUUUCCUGAUCCAUAGAGAUAUGAUUAAUCACGAAUAAAUAUCCAUCAAACUGCUUGGAUGAGCACUGCUAUGGACUAACUGUUUAGUUCAGUUAGAUACUCUUGACAAAGUGAAAGUUGAAUUACAUUGGUGUUGCCUGUAACCCAGGUUCUGCAACUGAAAACAUUAAAGGAGAAUGACAUCAAAAACCAAAUAAUAAGCAGUCAUUAUUUAUUUUAUUUUUAUUACUUUAGUUAAUAAUUACUUUAUAUGUUAAUGUUGAUGUGAAUGCACAGACUGAACAUCUAUCUGAAGUGACGGCACGGCUCUUCCUACUAUUCUACCCCAAACCCCACAGACUUUAAUACAUUGAUGUUCACAACACUCCUUGUGAAAUACACAGUAAUACAGCCAUUUUGUAGAUAAGGAGAAAAAGGAGCAAGUUGCCAAAUAUGCUUAGGAAUGUAACUGCUGUUGAGAUUACAAUCAUCAAGGGAUCUAGAAAGGAAUGUUGAUAAGAUAUCUCCAGGGAUAGCGUAAAGCAGAACUGAACAACUAAAAGAUCUUCGAUCAUUUCCCAGACUUUGGCUGGUCACAGAAAUUUUGUAUCCAAGAAAAGUAUUUACUGCAGGUCUCAGUUCCCCAGCUCACCAUUGGUUUUUUUUUCCUGAAUUGCCUAGUCAUUUGCUAAUUGCAUCAGUAAUGGAUGAUAAACUUGAAUAAAAUAAAUAAGUGACAUAUAA